UCGGUUUGUCAUUCAACCCUUUGCAAUGACGUCCUUAAUAAUCUUGCUUGUUUCUCAUACAGGAAAUUAUAAGCCAUGCAUUUCUACGGAUGUACGUGGUUGGUUUGAAAAGACUGCAUUUUUCCGUGUGUUUUUCACUAUUCGCGAUGACUACUUCAGACCUGAUAUUGCAAUUCGCGAAGAGCAGUGUGCCUGUAUGCCAGAAUGUGACAGGUUGGAGUAUGGUGAGGAAUUCUCUCCACUGGAUUUGGUUAAUGAUAAUUCGAUGGAAGGAGGACUAGUCGUGGAUAUUUACUAUCAACAUGGAACUAUGAUCAAAUAUAGAACUGAAGCUGUCUAUGAAUGGCUGGAUCUUUUAGUGGCUUUUGGUGGUAUCGGAGGACUGCUUAUGGGGGCGUCAAUCCUCAGUGGAGUUGAGCUGAUCUAUUACUUCACCAUCGGGGUUUUUGUAUAUUUAAGAGACCAAGUUGGAAGAAUGAAAACUUCUGAAGUAAAACUAUUGUCGGGACGUUCUCCAUGA
Messenger RNA from Hermetia illucens (black soldier fly), 520 nucleotides. RefSeq names its product degenerin del-1-like. Gene Ontology annotation, biological process: sodium ion transport. The record is from RefSeq and is a predicted model, not a curated record. The transcript has 4 exons. NCBI's taxonomy places the organism in Eukaryota, Metazoa, Arthropoda, Insecta, Diptera, Stratiomyidae. Bases 26 to 520 code for a protein of 164 amino acids. Gene Ontology annotation, cellular component: membrane. Gene Ontology annotation, molecular function: sodium channel activity.